GAGUCUUUAAGGUUAAAGUCAAAAGAUAUAAGUCGUUCUGUAAGUCAAACGUUAUGUAGAAAUAUCUUAAUUCAUGGAUAUUGUAAAUUUGCUGAUAAAGGAUGCAUUUUUAAUCAUGAAACUGUAAAAUUUAUAUGGAUUUUUUAAAUUAAGGAAAAAAUAUUGAUAUAAUUAGUAUCGAACUUAUGAAAAGAAUAAUAUUUCUUCCUCCUCUGAAAUGCUUAAAAAAAAUAUUUCUGAUUUAACAUUAUCUACUUCUAACACUGCAUUUCCGAAGACAUAUUCUCGGUUAAUAGCACAGGCUCCUGAUUUCGUUCCUCGUUCUCAAUUAUCUUUAUCUAAUCAAACUCUUAAUUCUCAAUCAUCUGCUUUAAUCAAGAAUCAGAAUUCUUUGUCUGAAUUAGCUUCCCACGAUGUAGUGGAUACAAAUUUUAAACAAUCUUUUUCUAUUGAUCAAGAAUUUUCAAAACUCGAUAUUAAUUUUACACCUGAUAAUUUUCUUUCUUAUCCCUUUUAUGAUACAAAUUCUUUAUCUUCAAGUAAUUUUUAUGAUUAUGAGAUUUACUAUAAUCGAACACCUUUAUAUCAACCGUUACAAUAUCAUUUAUAUGCAUCUCCAGCGCCGUAUAGGACAAAUUUAGAACCAUAUCAAAGAACAAUUCAUGAUUUUUUUAUGUCUGAUACUCUUCGUGAAGAUCUUCAAAAAAAAUCAGAGGCUAUUUAUCAGACUUUAGGAGAUUCUAAUUUGCCGGACCAGAUACUUGGAUAUCAUUCACUUGUUCCUCUUGAUACACUUCAUAAUAAGAGUACAAGAAUUUUUGGUUAUUCUUCUUGGGUGUAUAAAGUUUUUUCAAGUAAUGAUGGAUAUUCAUACGUUUUUCGACGAUUGGAAGGAUUUCGUUUAUUAAAUGAAUUUUCUAUUAGUUUGAUAAAAAUAUGGAAAAAAAUUAGAAAUGCAAAUGUAGUAUCUGUUCAUGAAGCAUUCACCACAAAAGCAUUUGGUGAUAGUUCUAUUGUUUUUGUGUAUGAUUAUCAUCCACUUUCUAUUACAUUGUAUGAAAAACAUUUCGGACAAUAUUUUCAGAAGGGUUCUGAGUGUCAUCAUCGAGGUGUAAUUUCUGAAUAUGUUUUAUGGAAUUAUCUUAUUCAAAUUAUUUCCGCAAUAAAAUCUAUUCAUGCUGAAGGUCUUGCUGUUCGAGUUCUUGAUCUUACUAAAAUUUUGUUAACUGGAAAGAUGCGGUUAAGGAUAAAUUGCUGUGGAAUAAUGGAUGUCAUUGUUUCUGGUUUUCGAAAGAAUAACGAGCAAUUACAGAACCAUGAUUUUAUAUUACUAGGACAAUUAAUGCUUACUUUGGCAUGCAAUUCUUUAACUUCUGUUCAAAAUAUGAAGGAGUCAUUUGAUUAUAUUAUUCAACAUUAUUCUAAAGAUUUUCAAGAUAUUAUUUAUUAUCUUCUUAAAAAUACUGAAUCUAAGUCAGCUGAAAGAUUAGUUGCCCUUAUUUCCACUCAUAUCAUUGAUGCAUUUAAUAGUUCACUAUGUUAUAAUGAUACCCUUGAGUCUGAGUUGUGUCGUGAGUUAGAAAAUGGGAGAUUAGUUCGUUUAUUAUGUAAAUUCGGUUUUAUUAAUGAAAGACCGGAAUUCGAUCAUGAUAAAUUAUGGUCAGAAACAGGUGAUAGAUAUCUUAUUAAAUUAUUGAGAGAUUAUAUUUUUCAUCAGGUUGAUGAAAAUGGUAAUCCUGUAGUCGAUAUGGCACAUGUUAUUAGUUGUUUAAAUAAGCUUGAUGCCGGUGUUGACGAAAAGAUUAUGCUUGUAUCAAGGGAUGAGCAGAAUUGUUUAAUAGUAAGUUAUAAAGAGUUGAAAAACUGUAUUCAGUCAGCAUUCCUUGAUUUAACAAAGAAUAGUUAGUAAAUAAUUUUUG
This is a messenger RNA of Pneumocystis murina B123, 1919 nucleotides long. RefSeq lists its product as hypothetical. The record is from RefSeq and is a predicted model, not a curated record. The coding region runs from base 218 to 1906 and encodes 562 amino acids. Gene Ontology annotation, biological process: mRNA processing; nuclear-transcribed mRNA poly(A) tail shortening. The transcript has 14 exons. Gene Ontology annotation, cellular component: PAN complex; P-body. Lineage: Eukaryota; Fungi; Ascomycota; Pneumocystomycetes; Pneumocystales; Pneumocystaceae. Gene Ontology annotation, molecular function: poly(A) binding.